This is a messenger RNA of Penicillium expansum, 1260 nucleotides long. Its product is annotated as Sodium/calcium exchanger membrane region. The coding region runs from base 1 to 1260 and encodes 419 amino acids. Gene Ontology annotation, biological process: intracellular calcium ion homeostasis; calcium ion transmembrane transport. The record is from RefSeq and is a predicted model, not a curated record. Gene Ontology annotation, cellular component: fungal-type vacuole membrane. The transcript has 8 exons. NCBI's taxonomy places the organism in Eukaryota, Fungi, Ascomycota, Eurotiomycetes, Eurotiales, Aspergillaceae. Gene Ontology annotation, molecular function: calcium:proton antiporter activity.
AUGACGGCAGUUCGUCUGGUUGGCCCCAUCAUGGCAGACCCUAUUGUCAGUCCCAGGAUCGUCUUCUCGGGUGCAUUCGCCGCAUCGGCAGUCAUUAUCUCCAAUACCCAAAGCCCGGCGCUUGUAAUAUUCAUCUGGAACCUCCUUGCUAUUGUGCCGCUGUCGAUCACGCUCACAGAAGCUACUGAGAGGAUCUCUAAGGAUUUGGGUGAGACCGCUGGCGCUCUCCUCAACAUCACCAUAGGGAAUCUAGCGGAGCUUAUUAUUUUCAUCACUGCUUUGAUGAAAAACAACAUUAAAGUAGUUCAAUCAUCACUCCUCGGGUCCAUCCUUGUGAACCUUCUGCUCGUCCUCGGGUCUGCAAUCAUAGCAGGCUGUAUCUCAAAGAGUGAUGUGACGUAUAACACUGAUCUCACACAGUCAUUUGUGGGACUUCUCAACCUCACAAUCUCUUGCCUCAUGAUACCAAGCGCUUUCUAUGGCAGCGUGAAGAGCGUCACUUCUGCUGAUCAUAUGUCAUUGUCCUUCAGCAGGGGGGUGUCCAUCAUCCUCCUCGGCACUUAUUUCUUAUACCUUUUCUUCCAGUUCAAAUCACACGCUCACUUGUUCCACUCUACACGGCUUCAAGUGCCACAUCCAACCGACCCUCAGCAAUAUACAGACGACCUCGAAUCACAUCCCACUCAGGUCGGAAGCGCAACGAGCAGAGAUAUUCGGCAGCUAGAGAUGCAAGAGCAAUGCCACUAUUUCACAACGAGCCAUCCGAAGGAAGAACGAGCCUCCACAGACAAACGGAGCCACCUAUCGGAGACUAUGGACCUCCUCGCCCUAUCAACAAUUCUCAUCGCCGUAUGCGCCGAAUACUUUUCCUCGAGCUUCUCAACGCUCAAUGACCAGGGCGUCCUCGGUGAAUCAUUCGUCGGUUUGAUCAUUAUUCCCAUCGCCGGAAAUGUGGCUGAGAAUGUUACUGCGGUUGUCGUGGCCUCAAAAAACCAAAUGGAUCUUGCUAUCAGUGUUGCUCUUGGAUCAGCCAUUCAAAUCGGUCUCUUGGUUUCACCUGCAAUGGUGCUUAUUGGCUGGGCUCUCGACAAACCUAUGACCUUGCACUUUGAUAGAUUCGAAAUGGUCACGCUGAUUGGAGCUGUUCUUUUGGUCGAUUUCAUCGUUCUCAAAGGAAAGACCAAUUAUUUGGAGGGGGCUAUCUUAUGUGCCUGCUUUGCGGCUAUUUCUGUUGGCGCAUACUUGUUGCCUCUCACAUGA